AUGUUCACAAGUUACAUGCAACGCUCAUCGACGGCUACUCCGACGAUCGCCCAACCCUUGGGCCUCGAGAUCUCGAAGUGGAUUUGGACUGGGGAAAAUGCAGUACCCGCCGGUCCCAAUCCCCCCGGUUCCCGUGCAUUCCGCAAAACGUUCACGUCGCAAUGCGGGAAAUGUGCCGUUAGUGCAAAGAUCUUGAUCACAGCGGACAAUUCCUACAAGCUCUUCGUGAACGGAAACCCCAUCGGCACAGGGGCCAACUUCACCGACGCCGAAGUAUACUACGUCGCUCUGCAGCCGUCGUCAAACCUCUUCGCUGUUGAGGUCACCAACACGGAAGAGGGCCCUGCCGCACUCAUCGCCAGCAUCCUUGUCCAAUACUCCGACGGUUCUACGGAGACUGUCAUCACCGAUGAGACAUGGAGAAGGUUCCUCGGCUCUCCCAAAGGCUUCGAGCUCCCAACCACCACCGAUCUGAGCAAGUGGGGCUUCGCUACUUUCCAGGGCUUGUAUGGUGUGGCACCCUGGGGAAAGACGGUCGUGCCGCCCGCAUUGUCGGUCAAGGACGCUGUGGUCAUCUGGACGGGGAAGUUUGACAACAAGACUGGUGUCGCGCCAACGGUUGCACGGGCUUUCCGGAAGACAGUCGUGACGCCAGGGUGCACGAAGCGCGCCGUCAGCGCGACAGCCGUCAUCUUUGUUGACAACCAAUUCAUCUUCUACAUCAACGGCGCGGUGGUUGGCUCCUUCGCUAGUUGGCGCGAGGCCAGGGUCUACCAUAUCCAGGUCCUCGACCCCGACGUUAACGUGUUCGCGCUCAACGGCAAAAAUACCGGAGGACCGGCGGCAUUCCAGGGCGUAAUCCAAAUCCUAUACGACGAUGGAACGUCCGAUACAAUCGUCACCGACACCACGUGGAAGGCCCAAGAAAAGGUGACCGCAGGUUUCGAGUCCCCCAAGUUAGACGACUCGAAAUGGGUCAACGCAACAUCAAUGGGGCGCGCAAUCACGUACAGAGUUCCUUCGGCGUAG
This is a messenger RNA of Pleurotus ostreatus (oyster mushroom), 1029 nucleotides long. RefSeq lists its product as uncharacterized. The record is from RefSeq and is a predicted model, not a curated record. Bases 1 to 1029 code for a protein of 342 amino acids. Lineage: Eukaryota; Fungi; Basidiomycota; Agaricomycetes; Agaricales; Pleurotaceae. The transcript has 4 exons.